AUGGCCAACAGAAAACAUCGACAGCCGAAGAAGAGCAAGGCCAGCCAGCAAAAGGCUGGACAGCAAGGCGAUGGCGGCACCGCAGACGGCACCACAGCAUUGACAUCGUCGGAGCAGCGGCUGGCGAAGGAGACGCAAGAUGAUGACAGGACGAGGGGCCGUGGUGGGGGCGAGGUGGUCGUCGUAAAAUAUUACACGCCACAUACGGACAAUUCGCAAGCCCGCGGCCGGUCGAGUUCGGUGCCCUGCGGCGAGAAGCCGAGUAUGCUGUCCCCAGAAGACGAGAAGAAGACGGGAGAGGGGAAGCAGUCCGGGGAAUAG
This is a messenger RNA of Pyricularia grisea, 321 nucleotides long. RefSeq lists its product as uncharacterized. NCBI's taxonomy places the organism in Eukaryota, Fungi, Ascomycota, Sordariomycetes, Magnaporthales, Pyriculariaceae. The record is from RefSeq and is a predicted model, not a curated record. The coding region runs from base 1 to 321 and encodes 106 amino acids. The transcript has a single exon.